AUGCCGUCACAGGGAGGCCUAAUCAACACAACUGCCCUCGCAAUCCAGUACGACCGAGUAUUGCGAGACACGGCCGAGGAUCCUACAGCCGGGCUAUGGAACCGUCUCCUCAAUGAUAUCUUUGGCGCCGACAGCUGGAUUGUUACUCCUCAGAAACGCCAGGAAACCGGUAGGCGGCCGGACUUUGGUAUCGAGCGAUUCUGGCCAAACCAUGAGCCUAUCGACGUUGUCGUCGUCGAAGCAAAACCCCAACGUCAAUCUAUGUCGCAGGACCACUACGCAGACGAUCAGGUAUUAGAAUACGCAAAAAAUGCUCUCCAAAACGGCCAUAGAUAUCAACAGAAGAUAUUUGCUCUUCGGGUUGUGGGCACGUACGUGAUGGGAUUUAGGGUAACAAAGGCCAGGGAAAUAUUAGAACCACUGGCGUCUGAUUAUAUGGAUGCAAAGAACAACGCGGCGGCCAUAGUGCAGGUUUUUGAUAUUAUUAAGAACGCAGAUGUUUUCGACCCUAACUGA
Microsporum canis CBS 113480 is the source of this 516-nucleotide messenger RNA. RefSeq lists its product as uncharacterized. The transcript has a single exon. NCBI's taxonomy places the organism in Eukaryota, Fungi, Ascomycota, Eurotiomycetes, Onygenales, Arthrodermataceae. The coding region runs from base 1 to 516 and encodes 171 amino acids. The record is from RefSeq and is a predicted model, not a curated record.